AGGCGGCUGGCGGGCGAUCCCGGGCGCGCAGGGCCCCCGUUUUGGGCGCGCGGGAGAGCGGAAGGAGGUUUGUUGCUGGUGCCCGCGGGCCCGAGCGCGAUCAGAGCGGGAGGAGGGAGCUAGGGUUCGCUCAGCGCCCAGCUGCCUCCCAGGCACUCGCUCUCCGGACUUGUAGGUCUGCAAGCUGCUGCUCCUCCCACCCCGGCCCGCCUCCUCGCUCUCUCGCUCGCUCCCUGGAGUUGCAGGGCUAGCCUUGCCGCCGCCGUGCGUCCUGGCGAGUGCGGGCCGAGGGGCCCCGGGCCAGACCUGAGUAAAGGACGGGAGCGUCCCGGGCAGAGCGCAGCCGGUCGGGGAGUGGCCAUGUGUGGCGAGACCGCGGAGAAGCUCGUCUGCAGCAAGUGACCUCGGGUCGUGGACCGCUGCCCUGCCCCCUCCGCUGCCACCUGGGGCGGCGCGGGCCGGGUGCCCCGGAUCGCGCGUAGAGCCGGCGCGAUGCACGUGCGCUCGCUGCGCGCUGCGGCGCCACACAGCUUCGUGGCUCUCUGGGCGCCUCUGUUCUUGCUGCGCUCCGCCCUGGCCGACUUCAGCCUGGACAACGAGGUGCACUCCAGCUUUAUCCACCGGCGCCUCCGCAGCCAGGAGCGGCGGGAGAUGCAGCGGGAGAUCCUGUCCAUCUUGGGCUUGCCCCAUCGCCCGCGCCCGCACCUCCAGGGAAAGCAUAAUUCGGCGCCCAUGUUCAUGUUGGACCUGUACAACGCCAUGGCGGUAGAGGAGAGCGGGCCGGACGGACAGGGCUUCUCCUACCCCUACAAGGCCGUCUUCAGUACCCAGGGUCCUCCUUUAGCCAGCUUGCAGGACAGCCACUUCCUCACCGACGCCGACAUGGUCAUGAGCUUCGUCAACCUAGUGGAGCACGACAAGGAGUUCUUCCACCCUCGAUACCACCAUCGCGAGUUCCGGUUUGAUCUUUCCAAGAUCCCCGAGGGAGAAGCGGUGACCGCAGCUGAAUUCAGGAUCUAUAAGGACUACAUCCGGGAGCGAUUUGACAACGAGACCUUCCAGAUCACAGUCUAUCAGGUGCUCCAGGAGCACUCAGGCAGGGAGUCGGACCUCUUUUUGCUGGACAGCCGCACCAUCUGGGCUUCUGAGGAGGGCUGGUUGGUGUUUGACAUCACAGCCACCAGCAACCACUGGGUGGUCAACCCUCGGCACAACCUGGGCCUACAGCUCUCUGUAGAAACCCUGGAUGGCCAGAGCAUCAACCCCAAGUUGGCAGGCCUAAUUGGACGGCAUGGGCCCCAGAACAAGCAACCUUUCAUGGUGGCCUUUUUCAAGGCCACAGAGGUCCAUCUCCGUAGCAUCCGGUCCACGGGGGGCAAGCAGCGCAGCCAGAACCGCUCCAAGACGCCAAAGAACCAAGAGGCACUGAGGAUGGCCAGUGUGGCAGAAAACAGCAGCAGUGACCAGAGGCAGGCCUGCAAGAAGCACGAGCUGUACGUCAGCUUCCGAGACCUUGGCUGGCAGGACUGGAUCAUCGCACCUGAAGGCUAUGCUGCCUACUACUGUGAAGGAGAGUGUGCCUUCCCUCUGAAUUCCUACAUGAACGCCACCAACCACGCUAUCGUCCAGACACUGGUUCACUUCAUCAACCCAGACACAGUACCCAAGCCCUGCUGUGCACCCACCCAGCUCAACGCUAUAUCUGUCCUCUACUUUGAUGACAGCUCUAACGUCAUCCUGAAGAAGUACAGAAACAUGGUGGUCCGGGCCUGUGGCUGCCACUAGCUCCUCCUGAAACCCUGACCUUCUGGGACCACAUUUUUCUAGAUCCGUGAUGUUUCACCAUCUAAGUCUCUCACUGCCCGCCUUGGCGAGGAGCCGACAGACUAACCACUUCUCCUGAGCCUCUCCCUCAUCUCCCCAGCCGAAAGCGUGUAAGGCAUUAGAAACCUGAGCACGCAGUGGCUGAUGAGCAUGCUUUCCUUCUGACACGCUAUGGACCGGAUCCUACCAGCUGCCACAGGAAAGGUCUAGCAGGAAAAGAGAGAGUCUGAUGGCCACGAGGUCCCUGAUGCUCUGAGUCUUUGAGGGGUUAUGCAAGCAUCCUUCAGCUGCAGCAGGAGGAAGGGCAUAGCCAGGGUGGGCGCUUAAUCUGUGCUGAAGGAAAACCAAGCAGAAGUCCCUGUAAUAAAAUGUCACAAUAAAACCCAUGAAUGAAAAUG
Molecule: messenger RNA, 2222 nt
Organism: Mastomys coucha (southern multimammate mouse)
Lineage: Eukaryota; Metazoa; Chordata; Mammalia; Rodentia; Muridae
Gene: Bmp7
Product: bone morphogenetic protein 7
Exons: 7
Coding region: 493-1785 (430 amino acids)
Biological process (GO): SMAD protein signal transduction
Cellular component (GO): extracellular region
Molecular function (GO): cytokine activity; growth factor activity
Source: RefSeq, a predicted model, not a curated record